Messenger RNA from Drosophila erecta, 756 nucleotides. RefSeq lists its product as uncharacterized. The coding region runs from base 101 to 559 and encodes 152 amino acids. Lineage: Eukaryota; Metazoa; Arthropoda; Insecta; Diptera; Drosophilidae. The record is from RefSeq and is a predicted model, not a curated record. The transcript has 2 exons.
AGUGAGAAAGAUGUAUUUUACGAUGCUUUUUUAAGAGAUACAUAGGGGUCACACUGGUCGACUGUUUUGGAAAUUGUUUUUAUUUUCGAAACGCAAAAACAUGGCAGAAUGCACUAAUGUACAGGUGAAACUGGAGCAGCAAAACAUCAAGGAGCGCCUGAAUCUGCACGUCAAGCGGCGCCUGCAGCAGGAUGCGGAUAAUCCCAUCGAGAGUCCCGAACUGUUGCCCACUGAUGCGAAUGCCAAACGCAGCAAGGCGAAAGAUGUUCCAAAAACGAGAAAACCCUACCAAAAGCGCACAGACAAACCGAAAACAGAGACGACCAAGUGCAAGAAAGUGGGCCCAUUGGGCAGUCCGGCGGGCGAGGCGGAUGCCUUGGAUGACCAGGAAACGGAGGGCUUUUCCCCGGAGGCAGCGGAUGGCAAAUCCUCGAGACGAGAUGGCUGCAAAAACGCCGACGUUCUAAACAUGGUCCUGAACGUUAAGAAACGCAUUAUUAUGCAGGAUCCUGAGGUGCAGGCCUUCUGGACCGAAAUCACGAAUUGCAUCAAGGGCUGAAAACUCGACUGGGGUCAUAAAUCAUUAGAAAAUGGAAUCGCUGUUGAGGACUUCACUUGAAGUCGCUGUGUAAUAUAAAUAUCUUAUAUUAAGGUUACUGUACAAAUGUACGGGCAGGUCAAUAAAAUAGGUGUUAGUCCAGAUAUAGUUGAAAUAGUAUCCAUACUUGUAAGUUUGUUUACGAAUAAUGCGCGCAA